AUGCCACGUGUUAUUUGUGUCACGAGUGAUGAAGAGAAGUUUGAAUCAUUUCAAGACUGGGGAGAUAAUAUUGGACCUUUAUAUGUUUUUGAUGAAAUCUCUACAAUGUUUUUUCUGAAAGAAGAUUAUACGAAACGCAUUCGGAAGCUCCGUGAUCCAUGGUGCAAGAAAUGUGGCAAGAAAUUUGCAACGGUUGCUGCUCUACGGACUCAUGUAGUGGAUGUACAUGGAUUGCAAUACUGCAGCAUUUGUUUGGAAAAUAAAAAGGUGUUUUUAGAAGAAUUGGAGCUAUUUACAAAGGAACAACUCAAGAAACAUAACACAAGAGGGAACCCAAGAGAAGGUUUUAUGGGACAUCCAAGAUGUGAUUUUUGUUUUUCUCGGUUUUACUCGACUACGGAACUAUACGACCAUUUGAGAAAGAAUCACUUUGAGUGUGAUAUUUGUUUGUAUCAGCUACAUGUUCAGAACAGAUAUUAUAAGGAUUACAAUGACUUGGAAAACCAUUUUCGAGCUGAUCACUUUUUGUGCGAAGAACACGAAUGUUUAGCUAAGAAAUUUGUUGUUUUCUCGACACAUUUGGAUUUGCAAGCGCAUUUAACAGUGGACCAUCCGCAUAUUAAGACAAGUCGCAAGAUUGACGUACAUUUUACAGUCCGUCGGGCAUUUCACGGAAAUCAAGAGGAGUUUAAGGACUCGAGCUUGUCUCACCAAUCGACAGGAAACCAUACGAUUAAUGUGGCAGACUUUCCGUCGCUUUCAGGAUCCGACAGCGCCGCUGCAGGACCUUCAUUUUCAUUAUGGGAUAACCAGACGGUGUCUCACCGUCGGACGAUAGAGGACUUUCCGGCUCUAGUAUCAAGUUCAUCUCAGAACGGAACUGGCUUGGAAUUUCGGAACGCGUUGAAUCCGCCGCCUUCGGCAGCUUUACGCGCGCACAUGGAUAACAACGGGUGGGAGUAUGAAAGCCCAGCUCUGGCAUCUGCUGCCGCGGUGUUAGGCGCGAACAACCCAUUGCUCGGAAGGUUGAAACCUGCUCGAAAGAAUAAUAUAGGUAGGAAAAAGGGUCGGAAGGCAGGCGGCGGCUUGGAAGAAAAAUUGGCGACCCCUGCUCUUGUAGUUCAGAAAGACGUGUCCGAUUUAGAAGAUAGCGAAACUGUGAGCCCUGCAUCGUCCAAGACUGCAGUUGUGCUCAAGAUCCGCCAGACAUUGGGUAGCGAUGCCAAGUACGAGGUCUUUCGUGAGGAUUGCAAGCGAUUUCGCUUGGGCGAGACGGAAGUCCCAGACUUUUAUGCCAAAAUGCGUAAGUUAUUUUCCCCUGUGGACUUCACGCAGCUUUUCCUACCACUGAUGCGACUUUCUCCGGACAAAGAGCAAGUGGAUGCGUUCUUUGCAUACCACAAACAGCUAAAUAAACAACGGGUCAAGGCCCAGGGUUUCCAGAAACUUACAUCCAAGCGAGACACAGUCACCAACCAGCAGCAAUCCAAACUGGCGCAGGGGUCACCAACUGCGUGCCAAAGGAGCAAUCAGCGUCAGCUACCGGUACCUUCGCAAUCGGGUUGGGGGAAUGCUAUGAAAGAAAGCGGCGUGAAUAAGGCCGUGGGGCGCGAGCCCUCUGCAAUUGUUCACAAUACGAAUAUGCGCGCGGUGUUGGGGCGAGACACUCCACCAACCACACAGUGGAGCUCGUCUGGUAGCUGGCAGGCAGCAGCACCUGUCGGAUCCAACGUGGAUGCAUACCCAGCAUUUGGCCGUACCCCUACGAGUACCAAGCUUCAGAACGCUCCCGUCGAUGCGUUUGCUAGUCUUAGUGUCUCGUCAUCAUCGUCCACGCCGGCUGAAUACGGCGCUGUGGCUUCAGCAUACGCGUCAACUCCGAUACCAGUGUUGCGCCAGAUAACUGCGCCUCCUGCAGCCCCCAGUUUUAAGACCACUAAGAGUGACUUUCCUGAGUUGCCCAAAGCUGCCAAGCCGAUUGGCGUGCUGCCCGUAACACGUGCGACGUGGGAUAACCAGAUGCAGGCCAUAGCGCAAAGCCGUGUUCCCAACACGUCUAAGGACAGUCGAGGCAAUGGUAAGAAAAAGCAGAAAAAGAAAACAAUGUCGCUUCAGGAAAUGGCCAUGCACUUUGGUUAA
Messenger RNA from Peronospora belbahrii, 2139 nucleotides. NCBI's taxonomy places the organism in Eukaryota, Oomycota, Peronosporomycetes, Peronosporales, Peronosporaceae. The record is from the annotation of a GenBank genome assembly.